This is a messenger RNA of Equus quagga, 4954 nucleotides long. RefSeq names its product atos homolog A (gene ATOSA). The record is from RefSeq and is a predicted model, not a curated record. The transcript is spliced from 13 exons. The coding region runs from base 1027 to 4164 and encodes 1045 amino acids. Lineage: Eukaryota; Metazoa; Chordata; Mammalia; Perissodactyla; Equidae.
AGGGGGACCGGGAGCUGGGGCUCCCGAGCUAGCGACAGCGGGCGGGCGAGGAGCUGGCAGAGGCGCGGGGCAAGCGGGCCUGCCGGGGCGGGCGAAGCCCGGGGGCCGCGGGGCUCGGGUGCGAGUCCGGCAGGGCGAGGGGCCGAGCGCCGGGAGCAGAGCGAGGAGGCGGCGGCUGCGGCGGGGGUGGAUGGCCGCGGGCGCGCCGGGGCGCCGCGUCGGGCUUGCAGUCUCGGGCCCCCAUGGUCCCCUAGCGCAGCCCCGGGGGCCGCUGUGCGCCGCGCUCCGCUCUCGCCGGCCCUGCUCCGCUCGUAGUCUCGGGUCUGGGGCGGGCGUGUGAUGUGAGCCGCUGGGCGAGCGGCGGAGAGAAGUGCCAAGAGGAGGAGGGAUCGGGGCUGGAGAGGAGCGCGAGUUAGUCAGCAGAGGUCGGCCGAGGGAGCCAUGAAAACAACUCUCCGGCGGGGAGCGGGGCCGGCGCGGCGCUCGGGGCGGCGGGGCUGAAGGAAAUCCGGGGCCGCGGCGGGACGGAAGGGGCCCGCGGGGCAGGGGCGGGCGCCCGGCUGGAAGCCUACCCGGGGCCGACCCCCGACAGGCCCGGCCCGCACGGGGCUGCGGGUGGUCCCAGCGCGGGGGUGGGGGGAGCGGCCCGGGUCGGCCGGGUGGAGUUCUUUUGGGGCUGGGGGCUGGGCUCGAGGAGAUGCCUCGCGUUUCCUUCUGACCCCCUGACUGUGUGAACUUGGCCGCGGCGGCCGCAGGAAGGCCAGCCCGGGGGUGAUCGCACAGGUGAGGCCCGCGGGGCGGGCGCAGCUCUUGGCCGGGAGCUGGGGGUCUGGAAGAGUUUCCUGCGCCCGGGCACCAGGUCGGAGAAUUUCUAGACCAGCCACUGCGAGGGCCCACUGUUCCCAGCGGCGUUUUUUACAAAGGGCAUUUUGAAAACGGAACAGCAGCCACGGAAUCAGCGGCGAGCCUGUUGAAAGAACCCACGCGUGUAUUUCACAGCACCCUGGGUGGAAAUUGGAUGUGAAAAUGAAGCCAGACCGAGAUACUCUUGAUGAAUAUUUUGAAUAUGAUGCAGAAGAGUUCUUGGUCUCUUUGGCCUUGUUAAUAACAGAAGGACGAACACCUGAAUGUUCUGUGAAAGGUCGCACGGAAAGUUUCCAUUGCCCUCCAGCACAGUCCUGUUACCCAGUAACUACCAAACAUGAGUGUAGUGACAAGCUGGCCCAGUGUCGCCAAGCCAGACGAACCAGGUCUGAGGUCACAUUGUUGUGGAAGAAUAACCUUCCCAUCAUGGUGGAAGUGAUGCUCCUACCAGACUGCUGCUACAGCGAUGAUGGGCCCACCACGGAAGGAAUUGAUCUGCAUGAUCCUGCGAUUAAGCAAGAUGCAUUGCUGUUAGAGAGAUGGAGACUGGAGCCAGUUCCCCGACAGAGUGGCGAUCGAUUUAUUGAGGAGAAGACUCUUCUAUUGGCUGUCCGCUCAUUUGUGUUUUUCUCUCAAUUAAGUGCUUGGCUGAGUGUUUCUCAUGGUGCUAUUCCACGAAAUAUUCUUUACAGAAUCAGUGCUGCUGAUGUAGACCUACAGUGGAAUUUUUCACAGACUCCAAUUGAGCAUGUGUUUCCUGUUCCCAACGUUUCUCACAACGUGGCCUUGAAAGUCAGCGUUCAGUCCUUGCCCAGACAAUCUAAUUACCCAGUUUUGACCUGUAGUAUUCACGCUAAUAUUGGCCUUUAUGAGAAAAGAUUUCAAGACCAUGAACUUAAAACCCAUCAGCACCGUGGUUCUAAUGAAGCAGAACAAUGUGGUACAAACAGUUCACAGCAUCUGUGUAGCAAACAAACUUGGACCCUGGCACCUGAAAGUGUACUACAUGCAAAGAAUGGUACAACUCCAGAAUAUACUGCAGCUGUCAAAAAUGUCAAACUGUAUCCGGGCACUGGCAGUAAAUCUGACUAUGGAACGUCUCAAGCCAGUAUUCUGGGCUUCAGUGGUGUAGGAGACAAAAAGUCACAUGAAACAUCAGUGAGAACUUUAAAAUCAUUUUCAAUGAUUGAUUCCAGUGUCUCUAGCCGCCAGAGUUCCUGGCAGUCAGUCAGUGAGACUAAUCCUCUAAUAGGCUCUUUAAUUCAGGAGCGACAAGAAGUUAUUGCGAGAAUUGCGCAGCAUUUGAUUCAUUGUGAUCCAAGUACUUCACAUGUUUCUGGACAUCCGUUUAAUGCGCAAGAACCUAGUUCACUUAAUUCAAGGUUUUUCCGGGUUUCACAAGAAAAUGAAAAUGUGAGAAGAUGUAAAGAAGCUUUCUCCAUUUCUUUUAGUAGUCCAGAGCUUACCUCCUCAGAAGACACCAAUGAAGGGAAAAUUCGAGUAAAACCAGAAACUCCUCGAAGUGAGAGUUGCAUUUCUAAUGGUCUUUAUUCUCGUCAGCCUGUUGGUGAGACUAAUCCUUUGAUAGACUCGUUAUUCCAGGAGCGGCAAGACGUUAUUGCAAGGAUUGCUCAACACUUGGAGCAUAUUGAUCCGGCGGCAUCGCACAUGCCCCGGCAGUCAUUCAAAAUGCAUGACUCCAGUUCGCUUCCUUCUAAAGUGUUUAGGAGUUCGUAUGAAGACAAAAAUUUGUUGAAGAAGAACAAGGAUUAUGCCUCUGUUUCCAUUUCUAAUGCGAAAUUUUCCUUGUUAGAAGAUAGCAGUGAAGGGAAAAACUUAAUACCUAAUAAAUCUUUUAGUUCUUUUAAAUGCAGUAGUAAAGCCAAGUCCUCUUUGAAACCUCAAACAAGACAUCUGUAUCAGGACAAUCCUGGUGAAAUCAUCCAAAGUACAUGUCAAGAGACCCAGAGCAAAGCCACUAGUUUACUGACUCCCUCAAAUAUGUCUCAUUGCAAAGAAAAUAACUUAGAUUUGACAAUCAGAUUGGAAAAUACACUUUCCGAGUGUCAAUUUAAGGAGCAAGAAAUAAGCAAUGGAAUUGAUAAACAGUAUUCAAAUUGCAACGGUAUUGACAAACAGAUUUGUGCAAAUAAAUGUAAGGAAAAAAUAAUAAUAAAUGAAAAUUGUAAUCCAGAAUCUUUUAACAAUCACCAAUUUGAUAAUUCAAAAAAAAAUGACUUGAAAAUGAAAGUUACUAUGUUGAAAAUAUCAGGAUAUUUGAACAAACAUGAAAACAAGUGCUCAAAUAAAGACUCAAAAAGGCCUCAUACUCAACUCAAUAGUAUUGAAAAUUAUCUCAAUAAAGAUAAUGAAAGUUUCAAAUGCAAAAAGCCAGACCAAUUGAAAAAUGAACAGGAUAAAAAACAAGAUCCAACUGAUGAAAAAUCUCAAAACUGUUCCCAGAGAAAGAGCAUAAAAGACUGUUUGUCUACAUGUGAACGACUGAAAAAUACAGAGGUGUUGCAGAGGACUAUACCACUGAAACAUUCAAGUGUCUGGCAGAAACAUAAUUUUCAUUCCUUAGAUGGAAUCUCGACCAGAGCCUUUCAUCCUCGAACUGGAUUGCCUCUUCUUUCAAGUCCCGUUCCUCAAAGAAAGACACAAUCAGGUUGCUUUGAUCUGGAUUCUUCUUUACUGCAUCUGAAAAGCUUGUCAUCUAGAAGUCCUCGACCAUGUUUAAAUAUUGCAGAUGAUCCAAAUAUUCAUGAAAGACCAUUUCUGAGUUCUAGUGCUCCACCUAUAACAAGCCUUAGUCUCUUGGGAAAUUUUGAGGAAUCUGUCUUGAACUAUCGUUUAGAUCCUCUCGGCAUUGUUGAUGGUUUUACUGCCGAGGUAGGGGCAAGUGGUGUUUUCUGCCCCACGCAUUUGACUCUUCCAGUUGAAGUGUCGUUCUACAGUGUUUCAGAUGAUAAUGCUCCCUCUCCUUAUAUGGGUGUGAUUACUUUAGAGUCCCUUGGUAAAAGGGGUUAUCGAGUACCUCCUUCAGGAACAAUACAAGUGACCUUAUUUAAUCCUAAUAAGACUGUGGUGAAGAUGUUUGUUGUGAUAUAUGACUUACGAGAUAUGCCAGCCAAUCAUCAGACAUUCCUACGACAAAGAACUUUUUCUGUACCUGUUAAACAAGAAAUGAAGAGAAGUGUUAAUAAAGAGAACAUCCGACAUACAGAAGAACGGUUAUUACGCUACCUCAUACAUCUGAGAUUGAGAAGGGGAAAAACUUCAGCAAGAACAGAAGAGUGAGCCAGUCAGAGGUCUGCUUUCAUUUAUACAACUGACCAUCAGAUCUUUCAGCUAAUUUAGGAAUAAAAUCCACAAACCCAGAGAGUAUUUCUGCGAUGCCGAGGGGAAAACAGAGAAAUUAGCACUGCAAGGUGUGUUUGACUCUAUGCCAGAUAAGUUUGUACAGUUGAAGACCCCAGCCCCCUGUAUUAUGCUGUAGAUAUUAGCAGGGGACAGAAACAGUUCCAUAUUCAGUUUUGAUAACUUUUCAUUUCACUGCUAACUUUUCUCUUGAUUUUUAAUGAUUUUAUUUAGCUAGCCACUACUGAUGAUAGCAGUCCUUUCUCCUCCUAUGAUUGUCCUCAAAACUUAAUUAUUUUCUGUGGUCACUUUUCAAGUGUGGAAUCCAUGCUAAUCCACUCAAAAUUAUGGGAGUGCAAGUUGCAUGAAAUGGGUCAGUCUGUGCAGCUAGAAGAUGCUAGGGCUGCAAAGCCCAAGUGUAGUAUAAUUGGCUGAUGUGAACUGAAACUUGACGGUGUAGAUGAGGAAGGGUGCGCAUGCUGUGGGGUCAGGGAUGAAAAGUAGGAUUGCAUGUGAAACCCAUGUUCACAGGAAGAAGCAUCUCUGGCACUGUAAGAGGGAGGGGAGUGUGGAGUGUUUAGGGAAUAGUAAGGCAGAGGCACUUAAAUAGGCAGUAUAAGACCUUAAAUAUCUUGUUAAUGAGUUACUGUUAAUAUUGUAGCAAGAUUAAUUCUUCCUGCUUUCAUAAUUUACUUUCUCAGGUUGUUUGUUUUAAAGACUCAUUCCCUGA